UUUUGAUAUAAAAUGAAAAAAACAAAAAUUACCAAAAUAGAAGACACCACAGUUAUCAUUACACACAUACAAUGAUGCACACAACCAAAGCACUCAGAGAAUAAACCCAAUAGUUUCUAAAACAAAAAAGGUCCAAAAUAUCUUAUCUUAUAAGUAUAUAAAAAUAAAAAGACAAAUCAAAAUCCUAAUAAAUAUAAAUUUUAAAAUACCAAACGCGGACAAAUAGGAAUUUUAUAUAUAAUUUUUAAUUGAAACUCUCUCAAAAACUCUAUCCCCAAAUCCCCACUUUCUAGGGUUUGUGUGGAUGCAGUCGCAAACUCUCUCUAAACCUCUCAAUUCAUCUCCUUCACAAUUGAAUCUGGGUGUAGUUUAAUUGUUUUGAAGCGAGUAUUGGUGUGAAAAAGGAAUGUGCUUUUUCACUUUUGAAUUAGGAUUAUUGGUUCAAUAAUUAAGAUGCUAUGUGGUAAUAUCUCAAAGCUGAAAGCUACAAUUUACUGUGGUAUUCAUGAAACAAUAACAAGGAAACAAAGAGUACCAAUCGGAAGAUUUAAUAAUCCUGUUUUGCCUCUUUCGUCGUUGUGUGCAACUUCUUUUUUAUCGAAUUCGACUAGUUGCUUGAAUAGUAAGAAAGUUGGUAGAAAAUUAAUGGCUUCAUCUUCUAAUGCUAUGUUGGGAGAUGUUUAUGUUGAUGAUUUGAUUUCAAGUUAUGGUGGUGUUCAAGACUUGACAACAAAACAUGCUGGUGUAUCGUUUAAAGAAAGACCUCGUAAAGGGUUUGUGCGAGCUAGUGUGAGUUUGAGAAGAACACAGCAACUUUUGUAUGGUCCUUUAAAUUUCGGGCGUUCCGGUUUUGAUUCUAGUGGGAGGAUUCAGAAUUCGGGUUUGCUUCAUGGACCGUGGUUGAAGAAUUUAUCAAGCUCUUCUUCUGCUUGCUGCUUAGCUGGGGCUGCGCAUGAUCUCUCAUUUGAUAACAGUCAUCCUGACGAACAAUUGGAAAAUUCCUCUACUUUGUCUAGCUUAACAACACUUGAUCGCAAACCAUUGAAGAUGUUAUCAGGAUCAUGUUACCUACCACAUCCAGCUAAAGCGGCUACAGGGGGAGAGGACGCUCAUUUUAUUUGCUCAGAUGAACAAGCAAUUGGUGUUGCAGAUGGUGUAGGUGGCUGGGCAGACGUUGGUGUUAAUGCAGGAUUGUUUGCCCAGGAACUUUUAUCCAAUUCAGUAAGAGCAGUUCAAGAGGAGCCCAAAGGUUCUUUUAAUCCAGUAAGGGUUUUAGAGAAGGCUCACUCAAAUACAAAGUCCAUGGGAUCAUCUACUGCUUGCAUCAUUGCUCUUACUGAUGAGGCACUAAAUGCUAUUAAUUUGGGCGACAGUGGAUUCAUUGUGAUUAGAGGUGGAAGCGUCAUUUUCAAGUCUCCUGCUCAACAACACGACUUCAACUUCCCAUAUCAAUUGGAUAGGGGUAAUACAUCCGAUCUACCCAGCUCUGGCGAGGUUUUUACAAUACCUGUUGCCUCAGGAGAUAUCAUUGUUGCUGGAACAGAUGGCUUAUUUGACAACUUGUACAACAAUGAUAUUGUUGGUGUGGUUGUAAGUUCAACUAGGGCUGGAUUAGAACCACAAGCAACUGCUCAAAAGAUAGCAGCAUUGGCUCAAGAACGAGCACUCGACAAAAAAAGGCACUCGCCGUUUUCAACUGCUGCUCUCGAGGCUGGACACCGAUAUUAUGGUGGUAAACUUGAUGAUAUAACAGUUGUUGUUUCUUACAUAUCCAGCUCAGCUAGUGAGUGAUAUUCUUGCCAAUUUUAUUUUUGCCUCAUUUUGUUUAUAUGGCUGCUGUGGAGCUAUACCUCGGUAGCAAUAAGUUUUUUUCACUUAUUUCAAACAUUAGUUUUGCCAAGACAUUCAUAAAUAGUUAAAUACGUUAUUUUUUCCUAUACAAAGAGAUUAUUUACGGAUUCCUUGUUUGCACUAUACAGCAACCCUCUAAAGAAAGAAAAUAAAUAUUCAGUUUCAUUUUGUCACAUGUGAUGUCUGGUAUCUCCUCUCACGUAACCUGAAACUUAUGAAGCGUCGACACGUGUCGUACACGGAUACUCAUACGGCACGCGUACGUGUUGCCGUGUCAGACACGUGUCGGACACGGAUAUUCAUACGACACGUAACUGAUACGUUUUUGAAGUGUCCAACGAAAAAAAUAAUAAUAAUUACAACGAACACGAAUACGACACCUUGUUUCAAAUAAAAGGCACUCCUAACUCAAAAAAAUUAAGAUUAAAAAAAAAACCCAACUCAUCAAGAGGAAACUAAUAUGUGACGAUAGUCGAUUUCUUGAAAUUGCUAACUUGUCUUUGGAUGAGUCCAACUUAGAGGCCUUUGGCUGAGUCCGACUUAGAGACUGGUUUUUUCGAUAUGAAAUGACUAUGAUAUGAUCUGUAUCAUUUUAUUUUGGUGGAUUUAUGUCUUUUUUUGUUGAUUGAAAAUAGUAAGUUUAAAUAAAUAUAAGUUUUGUCUCUCGUUUUAAACUCUUCGUAAAUUGUGCUCAUAUAUUGCAUGAUUAUAUUAAUAUAUAAAAUAUAUAUAAUCGUAUCCGUGUCCUAUGUUUUUUACAUUAAUAGGGUUAUCCAUGUCCUAUGUUUUUUACAUUAAUAGGGUCCUAUGUUUUUUUACAUUAAUAGGGUCCUAUGUUUUUCACAUUAAUAGGGUUAUCCGUGUCCUAUGUUUUUUACAUUAAUAGGGUCGCUCGUGUCCGGCCUUCAUAGCCGGAAACUAAAUUUGAUAACACGAGGAAGCAACUUAAAUAGAAGUUACCUAUACUUUAGAUAUUAUUAGAAUUACCUUCUGUCAAAAUGAAUAAAAAAUUAAAAUUUAUAACUACUACCCUCUUAAGUUUAUUCUUUCAAGUGAAUUACCAUAAUCACAUGGAGUGCAGUAUUUCUAUUAUUUAUGUAGCACAUUGUAACAAAAACAUAUUUAUACUGCCCAAUAAACAUAGACCUUCAACUUUAUAACUGGCUCACAUAAAACAGAGAUUGCAGAGCAUAACAAAAGAUUAAAAUGUUAAACACUGAAGAUUUUUAUUUAUUGUAAUACACAUGACUACAUGAGUACUUAACAGUAGCUCUUAUUCUAAUUAAUACAUACACAUAAGUGCCAAACAAAGUUCAUGAAACAUACAACCAGAAAACAUAACAGAGAAACAUAUGCAUAAACAAGUUAUUAUUUUAAUACACAUCAUAUAAGUAGUGAAAGUUGAGACACAAUUCACACACUCUUACUAAUCUUCAGAAUUCUUCUUCCUUCAAAGCUACUCCCACUCUUUUGCUCUCUUUUCUUCUCCCUUUCUUCUUGCUGCCUUCUGGCUGCUUCUUCUUCAUCUCCCCAUUCCCAUUCUGUUGUCUCUUUUUUUCUCCUCACUUCCUUUCUCCUAGUUUCCUUCUCUUCUCUUUCCCUUUCCCUCUUCUCUUGUUCUCUUCUAGCUUCUUCCUCCUCUCUCUCCUCCUCUUCUCUCUUCCUUUCCUUUUCCCUUUCUAUUUCCAUUUCUUCCUCCUCUUUCCUUUCCCUCUUCUCCUGUUCUCUUUUAGCCGCUUCUCUCUUUUCUUUCUGUUCUCUAGCUUUUUCUCUAGCUUCUGCUUCUGCUUCCUUUUCUCUUUCCCUCUCUUCCUUCUUUUGUUUUCUAGCUGCUUCUUGCUCCCUCUCUGCUUCUUCCCUUUCUCUCAUGGCUUCCUCUUCUCUCUUCUUCUCCUUCUCCUUUUGUCUCCUAGCUGCUUCUUGUUCCCUCUCUGCCUCUUCCCUUUCUCUAGCAGCUUCCUCUUCUCUCUUCUUCUCCUUCUCCUUUUGUCUCCUAGCUGCUUCUUGUUCCCUCUCUGCCUCUUCCCUUUCUCUAGCAGCUUCCUCUUCUCUCUUCUUCUCCUCCUUCUUUUGUUUUCUUGCUGCUUCUUUUUCCCUCUCUGCCUCUUCCCUUUCUCUCGCGGCUUCCUCUUCUCUCCUCUUCUCCUCCUGCUCUUGUUUCCUUGCUGCUUCUUGCUCCCUCUCUGCCUCUUCCCUCUCUCUCUCAGCUUCCUCUUCUCUCUUCCUUUCCUCCUGCUCUUGUUUUCUAGCCUUUUCUUUCUCUCUUCUAACUUCUUCUUUCUCCCUCCUUGCCUCUUCCUCCCUCUUUGCUUCCUUCUCUUCUUUCCUCCUUUCCCUCUCUUCUUGCUCCCUCCUUGCCUCUUCCUCCCUCUUUGCUUCCUUCUCUUCUUUCCUCCUUUCCCUCUCUUCUUGUUGUCUUCUAGCUUCUUCUUCCUCAAUUUUCCUUUCUUCCUCCUCUCUCCUUUCUUCUUCCUCCUUUUCUCUUCUUCUUUCCCUCUCCUCUUUUUCUCUCCUCUUUUCCUCUUCCCUCCUCUUCUCUUCCUCCUCUCUUUCCUUCUCCUUUUCUACCUCCAUUAACCUCUCCUCUUCCUCUGCGCAAGAACUACACCCGAAAAUGAUCGAAUCAACCGGAUCAUCCAAAAGCUUGUCAAUGGCUGCUUUGCUUACACCUAAAGAUGUAGCAACUAUCCGUUUGUCUAGACUUUCAAGCACGGAUCCUUUACCAGCCAAAAACUGAGGAUGAUUUCUCUUUGCAGCAGUGCUGAAUCCCAUAAAAACAAGUGGCCCUUUAUCAAAUGACAUUUGAGCCAUUACAUGAAACCUAGGCACAACAAAAACAUCUCCUUGCUUAACUCUAAACCUCUUGUUCUCACAUUCAUGAUCAUUGUUGCUUCCACAUACUACUCUUACCAUACCUUCCCCUUCCAACACCAUUGCUAUUUCUGUUGCCAAUGGAUUCCAAUGUGGCCCCAACAUUGAUCCCUUUCACAAAACAAAUUUAUCAAUAAAACUUCAUAAACAUGAACUAAAAACAUUCAAGUUAUAUUUUAACUAAUAAUGAAGUUAUAAUAACUUGUAAUAUAAUCACUGACCGGGUUCAAAUGCACCAUGAAAAAUCCAAUGUUGUGAUGCUUUAAUUCUUUGACUUGCUUUUUGGUCACUGUUGAGGUCCAACCAUGAUCAUCUCUGAAGUCAGGAUCAUUAUCUAAGAUGUUGUAUGUUUUGAGCUCCUUGGAGUUGGAUUGGAUGCCUCUUAAGUAUUUUACAAAUAAAUUAUCCAAUUCCAAGACAUUGUUAUGCUUCUUCACUGGAACUGCAUGCACUAUUGCUAGUGACUCUCUGUUGUCUGUGAUUGCCUCAGCCAAAUCUUCCGGCACCUUAAAAAAAAAUUGAUUGAUUUUAAUUUUUUUUCUUAAACUAUCUUGAUUGAAAAAUGACUAUGUUUGAAUUUUAUGCUUUUGCCUAUACCUUAAAAGCUGCUUGGAUGAUAUUCUUAUCAAAGCCUUUGACUAGUUCAUUGAUCCUUGAGUAAGCACCAAUAGAUGGAUCCUGCAUUUUUUUUUUUAUCAACAUAAAAAAUUGCAACCAAACAAGGCUUAGAAGCUUUAAUUUUUAAAAAAAAGAAUACACUUACAAAAGUGCUUUCAUCAGUAUUAGUAAACAUUGCAUAUAUCCUCAGUUUCUUCCUAUGUGAUUCCAAGUUGCUGUGUAUAUAGAAAACAGAUCCUUCUCCAAGACUACCUACAUCUCCUUCACGUAUAUCCAUUGUACCAGUACCAUCUUCAUUUGACCAUGUCAGCUUUCCAUUCCCUGAAAAAACGU
Molecule: messenger RNA, 5673 nt
Organism: Vicia villosa (hairy vetch)
Lineage: Eukaryota; Viridiplantae; Streptophyta; Magnoliopsida; Fabales; Fabaceae
Product: probable protein phosphatase 2C 80
Exons: 5
Coding region: 454-1791 (445 amino acids)
Source: RefSeq, a predicted model, not a curated record